Messenger RNA from Schizophyllum commune H4-8, 996 nucleotides. RefSeq lists its product as uncharacterized. Lineage: Eukaryota; Fungi; Basidiomycota; Agaricomycetes; Agaricales; Schizophyllaceae. Gene Ontology annotation, biological process: mitochondrion organization. The transcript has 5 exons. The record is from RefSeq and is a predicted model, not a curated record. Gene Ontology annotation, cellular component: SAM complex. The coding region runs from base 28 to 918 and encodes 296 amino acids.
CCGACCUCCCUUCAGGCACAUACCACCAUGGCGCCUACAUUAUACGUAUGGCCAGGCGAAUGGGGACUCCCGUCGAUGGACCCGUCGUGUUUGGCGACAAUCCUCUACCUGCAGCUCGCCAUACCGGGCAAGUUCACCGUCAGCCAUUGCAUGAACCCGGACCUCUCCCCGACGGGGCAACUUCCCUUCCUACGUGAUGGUACCACGGAGGUCUCUACCCUACCCGCUAUCCUCGAUCAUGUGUCGACCGAGCGCGACCUGAACGCGCUCGCAGGCCUGAGCCCUACCGAGCGCGCACAGCUAGUCGCUUGGUCCGCCCACGCGCAGCUGAACCUCGGAGACCUUGUCUCUCAUGUAUUCUUUUCCGUGAACCAGAACUGGAACACGCUCACACAUCCUGCCCUCGCCAAGCGCCUCCCCAUACCCCAGCGCUACUACAUGCCUGGGCGCAUACGUGAAUUGCACAGGCCGCGUUUAACUACGACUGGCCUAUGGAACCCUGGUGCGGACGCCUCUGAGAGGAAACCCUUGAAGGAGGUCGUGAAGCCACGACCUUCUCAAUCCGCGUCAUACGCGCGCGCUUUUGAGCGGGAGAAGGCGAGCAAAUGCGGAGCUCUCGAGAAAGCCCGCUCCUCGCUCGACGUGUACGCGAGACGACUGGAAAACCACAAGCUCUUCUUCUCUAGCCUCACCACUCUAGACUUCAUUGUCGCUGCGCACGUUCUCCUGCUCGUCGACCCGCCAUUUCCCGAGAACAUCCUCCGCGACCUCCUAAAUAACUCAUACCCGACGCUCGUGGCACACGCGCGACAUGUCCUCGCACUUGCAACGCCGUUGUCUGUUCCGGUGGAUGAGGCGCAGAGCUUCAGUGUUCCGUCCCUUCUACCGACGCUUCUGUUGGCGCCAGUGACUGCCUGAGCCACCCCUGUCUGCAUCUGUGGAGUACGUAGAAAUUCAUGUUGCUGUCGGAAUAUGGAGUCGUUUGGAAGUUAUGAA